CAAACUAUACCUAAACCUUUGCAUAGGAUAUUGUAGUAGAGGUAAAUCUGAUCAUGUCAGACUCAGAGGAAGAAAGUCCCGACAAACAAGUAAAAAUUGUUAUAUUGGGCGAUGGAGCUUCAGGAAAAACGUCAAUUUCAACAAGAUAUUCGGGUGAAUCCUUUGGAAAACUAUAUAAACAAACAGUAGGAGUUGAUUUCUUCUUGAAAAGAAUUGUCUUACCAAAUAAUGUUCAUGUGACAAUUCAAGUAUGGGAUAUUGGAGGUCAAACGUUAGGUGGAGAGAUGUUAGACAAAUACAUUUAUGGUGCUAAUGGAGUAUUACUAGUCUAUGAUAUUACAAAUGCAAAUAGCUUUGAAAAUUUGAGUGAUUGGAAGGUACAAGUGGAAAAACUAAUAAGCUCAAAAAGGGACGCUAAAAUGCCUCAUUUCGCUUUAGUUGCUAACAAAGUUGAUUUAGAACACUUAAGAGUUGUUAAACCAGAUAAGCAUAUGCAAUUCGUAAAAGACCAUAAGAUGAGCUCGCAUUUUGUCUCAGCUAAAACUGGAGAUUCGGUUAAUUUAUGCUUUAAGAGGAUAGCUGCUGAAAUCUUGAACGUAAAAUUGUCCAAAGCAGACCUUGACUCUUCACAGCCAGUCGUAAAAGCGGAGAUAGUGCCUUCGGUAGGGGUAAGGGGACCAAGUAGACCGCUAUCUUCACAACGAAGUUCUUUAUGCACGAUACAGUAA
Messenger RNA from Dimorphilus gyrociliatus, 728 nucleotides. The record is from the annotation of a GenBank genome assembly. Lineage: Eukaryota; Metazoa; Annelida; Polychaeta; Dinophilidae.